AUGUCAAAAUGUGUUAAAUUAAUACUUAUUUUAGCGUUACUUGACUUAAACUUUGACAGAGUACGAAGUAAUGAUGAGAUCGAUAAGAAUACCUAUUCAGAUUAUGAAAACACUCAAAUACUUCAAAUCAUACCUAAUUAUUUUGAAUAUCCCUUAAAUGCGGUUAAAAAGAAACCUGAAAUGUUAGGCAAUAAUAAAGUUCCCAUAAUAACGAAAACCAUAGAAGACAUGAAAAUUAAAGCAUAUGAUGAAGGAUUUGUCAAUCCCAGUGAUGAUGAGAAUUGUGUAUGGAAUGAAAAAGAAAGUAAAGAAAACACUAACAUUGAUAAUACUGAAUCGAAGAACAUUAAAGUAGAUGAGUAUGAAAGCUCUCUUAAAUUAAGAGAUAUUAGUACAGUAGCCUACGAUUAUAAAAGCCUUUUCAUGUUCUAUACCAAAGAAGACACCUGCAAAAUGAAGUCAAAUACGCAUGUUGAUCAUAAUAAAAACGUAGUAUUGUCAAAGAAUGGGAAAGUAACAGGGAAGAAACAGAAAAGUAACGAUAUAAGAAAUGAAGAGUCCUUGGACUCAUACAAAGACGGUGAUGACGAUUGGGGUCAAUCAUAUGCAAGUCAAGGUUUUCAAAACACUUUUAGUUUGGACGUAACAGUCGAAGAAAUAGAGAAAGGAAUAUUGAUGACAGAGAAAUUAUUAGAAGAAUAUAAUUUUAAUAGAUUAGCAUUGAAUAAGAAAAGACAGUAG
This is a messenger RNA of Arctia plantaginis, 741 nucleotides long. The record is from the annotation of a GenBank genome assembly. Lineage: Eukaryota; Metazoa; Arthropoda; Insecta; Lepidoptera; Erebidae.